CUUUACUGAAUACCACUGCAGCUUUAUACCAGCAAGUAAUACUUAUACCCGGUCCUCACUGAUACAAUACUAGUCUGUCGGAGACUCAUUCACGAUGUCGACUCACCUUGCGAUACUGCCACUUGACAUUAUUGACACAUUGACUGCGCGGCUAAAUCAAGAAAACCGCCAUCCCAGCUAUGCAACUCAGUUUCUAAGACUUCCGCACCCACGUACAGGUCUCGCUUCAUUGUUUCUUCAUGAUCAACAUGCACAGGGUGAUACCACAAAGACGAGUUCCAUAUUGGAGGUGCAAGCCAUAUCCCCGACAAAUGCGCGGACCUGGUUUAUAGGAGAGGAAGUCGUCGCUGAUGGAAAGCUCGUGGUGAUGACACCGAUGGACCCCAUGUUUUUGCUCAUGUAUCUUUUACGCGCUCCACAAACACGCGACGGCUCGAAAGGCAACUUCCGGCCUAUGCAGGAUAUUAUAGAAGAAGUCGCUGCGACGAUUGCUGAUGCUUCCAAGAAAGAUGCUCAGAAAGACCCGUCAUUAAAUGUCUCCGCAGACGACAUUAUUUCCUUUUUGUCUCUGGAUUUUGUCCAGUCCUCUAUAAAGCGUGUUUGCGACGUUAAGGUCAUAACGGAUGAGAUUACCGUAUACAGAUACUCUCAUGAUGUUGUGCUGGAAAAUCUUAAGAGAAAAGUGGGACGCUUAUCCGAACCCAGGGUCGCCGAGAUGUCUCGCACUCUGCUACUUGAAUCGGGACGAAUCAAGUUAGCCUGUGAAUUGCUAUCGCAAUAUCUCCCCAGGGACAUAUUGCAAGACUUGAUUGCAUCUUACGAUCUCUCCAAACUGGACGCCCAUGUGAAAACGAGAGCGAAGCCUGCAAAAUCCGUUGCAGCCGGCAAUAAAAAUCAGAAGAGGAAAAAAGACACCGAGGCUACUGCGAAUGCUGACGUUGACACAUCUGGCGAUGGAGAUAAGAAGAAAAAAGGCGCCAAAUCGUCACAUGGUGUAGAGAAGCUAAAGAAGGCCAAUGUAGCAGGGAUGUCGAAAUUGUCCACAUUUUUCACGAAGAAAGCUGCAUAA
This is a messenger RNA of Suillus subalutaceus, 1069 nucleotides long. Its product is annotated as ribonuclease H2, subunit B. Gene Ontology annotation, cellular component: nucleoplasm; ribonuclease H2 complex. NCBI's taxonomy places the organism in Eukaryota, Fungi, Basidiomycota, Agaricomycetes, Boletales, Suillaceae. Gene Ontology annotation, biological process: RNA catabolic process; ribonucleotide metabolic process. The transcript has 10 exons. The record is from RefSeq and is a predicted model, not a curated record. The coding region runs from base 95 to 1069 and encodes 324 amino acids.